Messenger RNA from Atta colombica, 884 nucleotides. Its product is annotated as chymotrypsin-2-like. NCBI's taxonomy places the organism in Eukaryota, Metazoa, Arthropoda, Insecta, Hymenoptera, Formicidae. Gene Ontology annotation, molecular function: serine-type endopeptidase activity. Gene Ontology annotation, biological process: proteolysis. The record is from RefSeq and is a predicted model, not a curated record. The transcript is spliced from 4 exons. The annotation marks the transcript as partial.
UUACGAAAUAAUCCAUCAUGAAUUUGAAACAUAUAAAAAUAUUUUUGCAUUUUCUGAUUUCAUUAACAAUGUGUCAAUAUAUUCAAACUCAGUCUCAUGCAUGCACACAUACACCUGACUAUAAUUUCGUAAAAGACUUAAGUAAUUAUGGAGAUCAAAUAACUAAAAUAGCGGGCGGACAAUACGCAAGACUCGGAGAUUUUCCGUACAUGGUAGUAGUGCAUCAAAUCAUAGGUAACGGAAACGCCAUACAAUGCGGAGGCACGAUUUUAUCAAAAAGAUGGGUUCUCACAGCCGCUCAUUGUGCGGAAAAAUACCCACGAAGAUUUUUAAUAGUUUUCGGUAUCGUUAACAAGUAUGGGAUAAGCUACGAUACUUAUCAAGGUCCCGGUAGGUCCAUGAUUGCGACUCAAGCGUUUAUACAUCCACAUUACAGUCAGGGCUUGAAUGACAUUGCUUUAAUUCGUAUGCCGCAUGAUAUUCCGUUCUCCAAAACUGUUCAACCGAUAAACCUUGCUUAUGAAAACUCAGAAAAUUUUGACGAUAAAUCUGCUUUUGCGAUCGGUUGGGGAAAAUAUCACACAAAUAGCGGAGUUUCGACAAGACUUCAGUACGCCGCAUUGCCGAUUAUUAAAAAUACUGUAUGUAGGCAAUUUUGGUACCAAGUCACUGAGAAAGAGGUUUGCACGGCACCAGGAUUAGGACGAAACGCUUGUCAGGGCGACAGCGGUGGUCCACUCGUUGUAGUGGAAAAUGGCAUGGAUAUUCAAAUCGGUAUUGUAAGUUACGGAGACGCAUAUUGUCCUAGCAAUAUGCCCGGCGUUUUCACGAGGGUUUCGUCGUACAUAAGCUGGAUUUACGGAAUUAUAAUGAAAUUUGAUACA